This is a messenger RNA of Sinocyclocheilus rhinocerous, 1613 nucleotides long. RefSeq lists its product as uncharacterized. NCBI's taxonomy places the organism in Eukaryota, Metazoa, Chordata, Actinopteri, Cypriniformes, Cyprinidae. The record is from RefSeq and is a predicted model, not a curated record.
AUGUUUGUUGGAAGAGAACAGGACCUGAAGGAAACCAUCCAAAGAGAGGAGAAGAGACAACAGGAGCUGGACCAAGUAAGACUAGAAGAGAAUCGGAUCCGCUGGAGAAGUCUGUUGUUCCUCAGCCUCAACCAGCGUACAGCGAAGCAUGCUCUAAGUGACUUGAUUGAAAUCUUAGAUCUACAUAGGUGGCUUUCAUCAGAAAAAAUGAAAAAUGUGAAAUAUUCUGAAUUAUUAUCAACUGUUAUAAUGUACACUGGUAAUGAAUUAAAUGGAUGCCUUGGAUUUUUUGUCACUUUUCCCUUGAUACAUCCAGAUAAAGUCUAUCUAAAUUCUACCACUAUUCGAUCGAUUGGCAUGGUAGUGAAAGACCAGGUAAUUAAAUGGGAUCAUCUUACCGGAUACAUGACCUUAAAGGGUACUGAGACCUUGUUUACCAGUCGCACUUCUUGUCAUGAGACUCACAACUAUGUUGUCUGUACAUGUAACACAUUACAACCUUUUUCUUCCAAUGAGAGCAAGCUUAUAAAUGUUCAAUCGUUACACGGUCACUCUGAUGCUAUUCAGGUGUCUCACACACAGUGGUGUGUCGUCAGUGAGAUGAAUUCAUUCACAUAUGGAGGACUGACCUGUCCUGCUAACCACUCGUUUUGUUUAGAGGCAACCGAGGAUUUCUCAAUGGGCCAGAUUAACAUCCUUGGAAGGAUGCCACUGGAUGCAGAAAUUUCCCCAUGGUGGGAUGACACCUUCUAUGAACAAGGAACACAGGCCCUGGUUGACAUGAUGGACUUGGAGCAAAGAAUCAUCUCACAGACUGAAUACCACCUCUCACAAGCACAGGUAGAGACAAACCUGGCUCAGAAAACUGCAAAAAUCCUGUCCAGCUCAUCUACCCGUUCAGCCCUGAGUGCCUACACAUGCCUCUGAAUACUGCAGGGGUGUGCUGUCGGCAGUGCCCUCAUCUUCGCCUUCACAUUGUUCCAAUGCUGUUAUUUCAGAUGCCUCAUCAGAUCUCUCCGAGGAGAAGCCUUACACCUGCUCUCGCUGUGGAAAGAGUUUUACUCAUAAAAGCACUUUAAAUGCCCACAUGACAAUUCACACUGGAGAGAAGCCGUUCACAUGCAAACUGUGUGGAAAUAAUUUCGUUGGAAAAGGAAGCUUUAACAUGCACAUAAGGAUUCACACCGGCGAGAAGCCUUACACAUGCCCUCAGUGUGGAAAGAGUUUCACUCAACAAGGAAACUUUAACAGCCACAAGAGAGUUCACACUGGAGAGAAGCCGUUCACAUGCAAACUGUGUGGAAACAGUUUCACACGACAAACAAGCUUUAAAGGGCACAUGAGAAUUCACACCAGAGAGAAGCAUUAAACCUGCAAACUGUGUGGAAGAACUUCACAACAAAACUAAACCUUAACUAUCACAUGAACAGUCACAUGGGUGAGAAGCCGUUUACAUGUGAUCAAUGUGGAAAGAGUUUCACACGUAAAGUGACCUUUUACGUGUCUUCAGUGUAAAAUGUGUUUCACAUAUCAAAAAGACCUCAAACAUCAUUGUGGCAAGCAGGGCGGGGCCGAGAGCCGUGGGAAGGGAGCGAGGCCUCGAGUUUCAUGGA